AUGAAAAAACUAACAAAGAGCAUCUUUGCAAACAAUAAGAAACUAUUCUCGAAUCAAAUUAGAUUCGUUAGAACUGAAUUGGUUACAGAGAAUGCAGAGAGGUAUGAGAAGGAGGUACAGAAAACACUCAAAGGAGAUGUUGCCAAAACCUUUGCAGAUUUUGAUGGAUGGAAUGAAACUGUAGGGUCAUCGAGUGAGGCAAUCAUAAAGGCCGAACGUUCUGAGCAAGUGAAGAAUGCACCAAUUGAAGAACUUCAAAAGCAAACCAUUGAAAUCCUUCAUGAAAGAGAGGAAAAGAAACAAUUUCCAUUUGAUCAAUAA
Molecule: messenger RNA, 321 nt
Organism: Naegleria gruberi
Lineage: Eukaryota; Heterolobosea; Eutetramitea; Acrasida; Naegleriidae
Exons: 2
Coding region: 1-321 (106 amino acids)
Source: RefSeq, a predicted model, not a curated record